UUUUAUUUGUGUCCAUGCAUGUAGCUUGACGCAGAAGGGAUGUCUUGGUUUCGUGGCUCAUUGAAGUGAUGAGCUAACGUUUAUUGGCUUAAAACGCAAAAAUGACUGCCUGUAAAAUGUCGUGUUUAAUAACCGCACUUACAGCUGCAGUAUUGUUUUCUGCACAGGCUUUCGGGAAAACUGUAACGGGACUUUUUAAGACCGAAUUAGCGAGGCAGCAUCAAGGCCAAUUCAUCACACAAUUCAUGUAUCAAGGUGCUGAUGGUUUGUUGGUCUGCCAACUGGACAACCCUUCACUAGCUGCAGAGAAGGAAUCCCGACUGCUGCUGUUUGCAAAUGUGGAUGAGGAUUGGGACAACCUCAGCUGCUCUGAAAGGCUCACCCGUGCCCAGUUCAUCAUUUCUCUCAAUCAAGAAGAACACAACCAGACGAUUCUCAAGCAGUCAUCCCCGACAGUGUGGACCGCUCUCUAUACAGAUCGAUACACAUGUCAGGUGGAUACAGCCAUUCCUUCUCAUGGUGACCUCGGAUUUACCGUCCUGCUGCUUAAUGCCGAUUCUGCAGGAAACCCCCUGGAGCAUUUCAGCGCAGAGGAGGCAGGUCUCCACACGUUUUACUUCCUCCUGCUCCUGGCCUACUUUGUAGCGUCUUGUAUCUACAUUAAGCCACUGUACCAGGCUCUGAGGAAAGGUGGUCCCAUGCACACGGUCCUGAAGGUGCUGACCGCAAGUCUGGCCUUGCAUGGAUGCUCGGCCCUUUGCAAGUACAUUCACAUGGCCAGGUACUCCAGAGACGGCGUUGGUAUUCCACUGAUGGGCAGCCUGGCAGAGUUCUGGGCCAUGGCAGCCCAAGUGUCAAUGCUGUACACCUUACUGAGCCUGUGUGUGAGCUGGAGCCUGAGUCGAGGCCGGAAACCUCAAUCGCGACCUCUGCAGUGGGAACAGUCUCCGGCGUCCACGGCCGUCGCCGUCUGCGGAGCCCUCGUGCAGGGGGCGCUUCUGCUAUGGGAGCGGUACUCCGCGUCCGAGCGUCAACAUCACAGCCACCGGAAUUUGGCAAGCAUUCUGCUCAUCGCCCUGAGGGUGACGCUGGCCCUUCUGCUGGCCUCCAUUCUCUACCAAAUCAUCUCCACUGAAAGGAGCACACUGAAAAGAGACUUCUACCUCUGCUUCGCCAAGGGAUCCUUCCUGUGGUUCCUCUGUCACCCUGUCCUCGUCCUCACGUCAUUUGGCUUCAAUGAGCACCAGAGGGAGAAGGUGGUCACCAUUGGCGUGAUUCUGUGUCAGUCCAUCUCCAUGGUCAUCCUCUACCAGCUUUUUCUGUCUCGCUCCCUCUACUGGGAAGUGUCCUCACUUUCCUCGGUGUCGCUGCCGCUCACAAUGUCCAGGAACAACCAGAGGGGUCGCUACUGAGCACCUGUGCUGGCCUGAGGUGGCUUCACCUCCAACUGGAUCACAGGACGAAGACGGGAGACGUCGCUUCGUGGGGGCUGCUGGGCCUUUGCGUUUUUUUUGGGCAGCGAUGGAACCGAGUGAAGCACUUCAGUUUGCUUCAGAGGGAACAAAGGCCGGAACCGCAAGAGAAGCGCCACCAGCGGUUUGGGUGGACAAAAGCAUAAAAAACGGAAGUAGAUGUUGAACUCUAUUUUUUUUUUUAAGAAAACAUAUAUGAUACAACACAGGGACUCUUAGUGGAAUUUAUUUAAUACAUGGGAUGGAGGUUUAUAAAAAAAAAAACAUUUGGAGUACGAGCGAUCAAAAAUGUGAAUUUUAUUGCUGGGAAUA
Molecule: messenger RNA, 1784 nt
Organism: Syngnathus typhle (broad-nosed pipefish)
Lineage: Eukaryota; Metazoa; Chordata; Actinopteri; Syngnathiformes; Syngnathidae
Gene: gpr180
Product: G protein-coupled receptor 180
Exons: 10
Coding region: 102-1412 (436 amino acids)
Biological process (GO): G protein-coupled receptor signaling pathway; response to pheromone
Source: RefSeq, a predicted model, not a curated record